Molecule: messenger RNA, 790 nt
Organism: Prunus dulcis (almond)
Lineage: Eukaryota; Viridiplantae; Streptophyta; Magnoliopsida; Rosales; Rosaceae
Product: endoplasmic reticulum oxidoreductin-1-like
Exons: 3
Coding region: 208-606 (132 amino acids)
Source: RefSeq, a predicted model, not a curated record
CAAAAGCAAAGUCCAAGACACCUUUCAAUCCCACCCGCCCACAUGUCAAUCACCCAAUUCACUUCAAUGAGCGUUGGCGCGCAACCAAGUCUCUGUCUCUUGUGCAUCUCUGCCUCUUAUCUGCUCUGUGGGGUUUGCUAUUAAAUGAGAAUGAAGUUUCAAAAAUCGAAAGAGCUAAAUGUUUAGCAAUAUUUAUUUAUAUGUGGGAUGAACAAUUUUAAAGAGGUUUUAGUGGCCUUGGAGAUGGUGAAGAAGAAGGAGAAGAAUGAGAAAAAAAGCAAGAGAUGGGCAGCUUUUUUGGGUGCUGUGGUGGUGGUGUUGCUAGCCACAGCACUCACCUCUACAAGAACUGCCUCUAAAUUCAACCUCUCUCUCUUUUUCAAGAACCCCAAUUCCUGCCACUGUCCUCAGGAUUCAAAAGGGUACACAGGCAUUGUGGAGGAUUGCUGUUGUGAUUAUGAAACAGUGGACAGUGUUAAUGCAGAAGUGUUGCGCGGCGCCCUCUUCUACAAGAGACUGUUAAAAUUCCAUUUUUCAGAUAUUUCAAGGCCAAGCUCUGGUGUGACUGUCCCUUUUGGACCGAAGACGGUAUCUGCUCUUGCGUGACUGCAGCAUCUGUGAAUGCCCAGAAAAUGAAUUUCCAGAAUCUUUUGUUUUGCGUAUGUCAAGUUCUUUUGCCACGCGGAAGAGGAUUUGUUGUCCCUGUUUUGCGUAUGUCCCUUGCCUUGGAGGGUGCCGUGCACCCCCGUAUGUCCCCCCGUUUUUCCUUCUUUCUCCUCCGAAGAGCUAU